This is a messenger RNA of Hemicordylus capensis (graceful crag lizard), 4272 nucleotides long. Its product is annotated as zinc finger protein 777-like. The coding region runs from base 1278 to 2882 and encodes 534 amino acids. Gene Ontology annotation, biological process: negative regulation of transcription by RNA polymerase II. The record is from RefSeq and is a predicted model, not a curated record. Lineage: Eukaryota; Metazoa; Chordata; Lepidosauria; Squamata; Cordylidae. The transcript has 7 exons. Gene Ontology annotation, molecular function: DNA-binding transcription repressor activity, RNA polymerase II-specific.
CAGGGGGGUGGUUGGGGUGGAGAGAUCCUGGCGCUUUAGGGAGGCUUGGGGGGCUGUCCUUAGGGCAGGGGAAGCAGGGCGAUCGCCCCAGGCCCCGCUCUUUUAACUCCUAUCAAAAUUAACGGGAAGGAGCGGGGCGCAUUGGCCGAUUUGCCCCAGGCCCUGCCCCCACCCCCGCCCUGGUGCUGUCCUUAGACAGCCCUUUGUUCGGGAAACGGGGCACGCAGCAGACAGUGAGGGACACGCCAAGCUGCUGCUUUGUGCCCAGCAGAGGGGCCAGGCUCUCCCUUGCUGCUUGGCAGGGCGACCGGGCCAGCAGGGAGCGGCCAAGCCACGUGCUGCUGAUGGGGGAGGAGCCAAGCUGCUUGGGAGUACGGGGAACCGGGGCGCGGGGGCGGUCCUCUUCCUGGGCACUUUGUUGAAGCUUGUCACCUGCUUGCGUCUGAUAAGGACAAGCACCGGGCAGGUGACAAACUGUGCUCAGGAAGAGAUGCAGGCAAAUUCUCAGGAGAGAUCCAGGCAGUGUCAUCACCAGUGUUUAAUUUUCAGGGAUUUGGCUUAGAUAAAGGGAGACUAGGAUGGCAUGGAGUGCAUUGAUCCUUAGAGUGACCAAGAGUUGGACACGACUGCACGGAGAGAAAGGGAGACUUGAGACUUGAAACAUAUGAUCUCCACCCUGUUUUAUGACACUGUCAUAAUGCUUGGACUUGAAGUUUGGUUUAUCCCUGAAUGCAGAUAUUUAUUGGUUAAUCCUUCAUAGUAACUGUUUCAUUAACAAGCCUUCCUCUGCAAGAAUUUUCCUUGACAUUUUUAAGGGGGACUUUUUAAAUCUUGAUGGAUCACAGUGCCUGUGUUGUCCUUAAAAUAGUUCUGAAAAACAUGGAAUAAACUGCUUCAAGUAUGCAGAAUUAUUAUUGCUUGCAAAUUAAAAAAAAUCUGGAGAAAAUCUUCUCUCCCACUAGCAUCAGGUCUUACAGCAGAAGCAAUUAUAUUCAGCAAGUAGCUUCUCCACAUAGUUUUGCAGGUGGCUCUCUGGUUAGUGAUUUUUGGAUAUGAUGCAUUGUGGAAAUAUAGACCUAUCAUAGUGCGAUUUACAGUAACAUACUCGUGAAUAUUCUGGGAACAUCCGUAACUUUAUUGUGUGUGUGUGUGUGUGUUUGCAGGACAGUGGUCAUAAUCACCCAGGCUCAACAAGGAAUCUGCACUCUGUCUGUCCUUGCCCAAUAGGUUUUAGAGUGCAGGACUUUGAAAUCUAACUGUGUGCAACCUGCAAGUCCAUGUUUGGGGGGGAGAUGAAGGCCCAGUCUCCAUUAGACUCCAUGAGGGCUGCAGUAUGUGCAGACCCAGCUGUGGAUAACCCAGUGGAUUCUGACAGUGCUCGAUUACUCAGCCUGGAGAAGCGGAUGGGGGCAGUGGAGCAGAAAUGGGUUGGCUAUGAGAAAACAAUGACAGAGAUGGAGAGCCAACUAGAGAGCAAACUGGCCACCCUUAAGAUCCUGGUUGAGGAGAACAGUCUACUCCAGAGGAGGCUAGAGAACGUGGAAAACCUGCUGAAGAACCGAAACUUCUGGAUCUUGAGACUUCCUCCAUGUGCAAAAGGAGAAACACCCAAAGUACCAUUGACCUUCAAUGAUGUCUCUGUCUACUUCAAUGAGCAGGAGUGGGGGAACCUGGAGGAGUGGCAGAAAGAGCUUUACAAGACUGUCAUGAGAAGCAACUAUGAGACCCUGGUUUCUCUGGACUAUGCUAUUUCAAAACCCAAGAUUCUGUCCCAGAUUGAACAAGGGGAGGAACCAUGUGUGAAGGACCUGGGAGACCCGGAGGGCAACGAAAUGUGUGCAGAUGUCAGCAGCACAGAUGCUGCACUUGACGCUCCUUCCUGGGUGAAAGAGGAGAUUGUGGAGGAGGUGGCGCCGCUUGCUGAUCAAGAAGACUGUGAUGAAAAAUAUGUCAUUGACAACCCAGGCCUAGAGUUUCAGAUUGUCCAAUAUGAUGCAGGACCCCAGGUUAAGGAAGAGGAGGAGGAAAUGUGUGUCACGGAAGAGCUAUUGUCUUCCAGCAGCCACAGCAGAGAGCCGGCCAUUAAGCAAGAGGAGGAGCAGUGCACUGAGGACCAGCAGGAUUUGGUUUCAAUGCCACCAGAAACUGCUGGACCCAAAAUACCACUCCAGGUGGUAGGGGAGGAAGUUGACCCGAAGUCUCGUCCAUCCCAUGUCUCCUUAGGGACAGCCAUUCUGCAGAAUACCACAGAGAAAUCUGGGCAGAUAGAGGUAUAUAUCCAAGAGGAACACUUUGAGUGUGGCAUGUGCAACAAGAGCUUUGUAGACCCAGUGACUUUCGCCAACCACCAGUUGGCCCACAGCCACAAGCAGAAAUUCCACUGCACGCUUUGCAACAGAAGCUUUGCUUCCGAGGAGCAUCUGUCCCAGCACUUGCGCACACACACGUCUGGAACACAAUUCCACUGUACUAAGUGCAGCAUGAGGUUUUCCAGCCAAGAGUCUCUCGACAUGCACAAACCUGUCCAUUCUGUGGACUGGCCCUUGCAUUGUUCUACAUGUAAAAGGAUAUUUACAUGCACGACAGCAUUUCUCAAGCACCAGCGGUACCACACACCAAGUUCAUUCUUCCAGUGCCCAGAGUGCAGCAUCUAUUUCACUGACGAAGCAGCGCUAGCGGAGCAUGAGCGGACGCACUCCAAGGACUGGCCCUUCCGGUGUGAUCGGUGCAAUCGAACCUUUGUGCACCAGGGUCUGCUGAUGGAACACCUGCAGAUGCACAGCGGCACACAGCGGAGUUACCGGUGCCAUAUUUGUGGCUGUCUGUUUGCCUACGAGGGGAGUCUGACUGUACACCUGUCAAGGCACAAUGGGGCCCAGUAGUUCUAGUGCAAGAAGUGCAAUGCAAGCUUUGCACAUCCAGGUCUUCUGUCUAAAUAUCAGGGGAUUCAUGGGCCUGAAAUGACUGAAUUUUGAGGAUGCAAACAUGUUAGGCCUGCCCAGUCUAUAGAUUUCACUGGUUCCCAGGUUUAAUGCAGAGGAUCGAUACCAGCAUGGAAAGAUUAGAUAUAAAGGAGCAUGGGAUAGAGCAGUUAAGAAAUCUCACUAGGGAUAGAGCAUGUGGGAUAGGAUAGGGGUUUAUAUGAGGGGAAAGGUUUCUAGUUGGAAUUGUUUCCAUUAACUGAGUCCUUCUCUCUCAUAACUUAAUGAGCACUUUCGCCCAGCUAUUUGAGGGUAAGUUGUUCUUACCUGGAAGUCACAGACAAGCAGACUCUCUGUUUGGGUCUGCAGACUCGGCAUUCAGAUUAUCCAGGCAGCUGCAUUCUCCAUUACCGAAAUAAGGAGCUGGGUCAUUUGAGGAUUGCAUAAGGCUUCCCAGCAUGCAUUGCACUGCCAGUACAAGGGCAGCCCUCCGUUUGUUUGUUUUUCAGAUUUAUAGACCGCCCCAAACUUCCAUCUUUGGGUGGUGGAAGAGGGAGAGGAGAGCUGGUCUUGUGGUAGCAAGCAUGACUUGUCCCCUUAGCUAAGCAGGGUCUGCCCUGGUUGCAUAUGAAUGGGAGACUAAAAGUGUGAGCCCUGUAAGAUAUUCCCCUCAGGGGAUGGAGCCGCUCUGGGUUCCAAGUUCCUUCCCUGGCAUCUCCAGGAUAGGGCUGAGAGAUUCCUGCCUGCAACCUUGGAGAAGCUGCUGCCAGACUAUGUGUAGACAAUACUAAGUGAGAUGGACCUAUGGUCUGACUCAGUAUAUGGCAGCUUCCUAUGUUCCUAUGGUUUACAAUAACAUAAAACAGAUUAAAAAUGAAAACCUUAGAACAAUUAAAAUCCAGUCCAGUAAAAAAGCUUGGGUGAGAAAAAUAAGAUCAAGACUUUUAAAAAGCCUGAUACAAUCUUCGAAGGACCCAGCUCUUGAUUUCUGCAAUGGAGACCGCAGCUGCCUGGAUAAACUGUGUGCUGAGUCUGCAGACCCAAAUUAUAUCAUCAGCUGUUCACAGGAGUCACAGGGGGGCAGGACUAGCCCUACCACCAACUGUCUUCCAGAAGAGCACAUUAACAUUCUAGUCCCUGAAGCCACAGUGCUCCAUUGUAGUAUGGCUGCCAGUUCAUGGGAGGAAGAUAGCAGCAAGUCUGCUUAAGGAGUCUUGGCUAGUCUAAGAAUGUUUUUACCUGUUUGUGGAGAAGUUGGUUUUGUAUGACAGGAUUUCAUUUAGAAAAUAUUUUGCCCCUGAAGAAGGCUUCGGCUGAUACCUGUUGGGCUGCAAUAAACAAUUUCACAGCA